GUGCCUCGGCUUGGCACGGAGAACUACAGACCCCAGAAGCCCUUGCGGCCUCGGCGUGACCCGGAGAACUAUAUGUCCCAGAAGCCCUUGCGGCGCCCCAGCCCCGCGUGGCCGCGGGUUGUGAUAGGCCCGGCGGCGGGAGCCAAUAGGCCCGGGCGUUGUUUGGGGGGGACGAUGGCUUUCUUCACAGGCCGCCUGGGCCGCCUCUGGCCUCUGCCUCCCGGGGGCAGCUUCUUCCUGCUGCAGCGCGUUGCAGCCUCCCCCUCGCAGCCCAGGACAAUUUCCAUCCUCUCAGAUGCUUUGGGGCAGCCUCCAAGCACCAGCCUGUCCUUCAGAUCUGCAGGCAUCUUCCAAAGCAUCCCUAGACACCUGUCACCAUGGAGCCUUCAACAAAUACGCACCAAGGCACGCGGGAAUGAAUAUCAACCAAAGAACCUCAAGCGCAAGCGGACCCAUGGGUGGAUCAAGCGUAUUAGAACUCCCAGCGGGAUCGAGGUGAUCCUCCGACGCAUGCUGAAAGGCAGGAAAUCGCUGAGCCACUGAGUGUUGUAGCUGCAGGAUCUGUUGAGCAUGAAAAGUUUCAGUCAAGCCUGAAUAAUCAUCCGCAACUCAGACCUUUAGAGUGAACCAGCCUGAGAGUUUGCAGUGACAUAGACUUCUCUAUGUAACACCCAUGAGCGACUGACUAUUCCCAUCAUGUUAUAACAUGUGGUGAAGAAUUACUGAGUCUACUUUGACAGAUGUGGGAUGCUGGUUUUCUUUUCCACUGGCUUCACUUGAUGGCUAAUUAUUUUAAUGGCAAAAUUAUUACAACUGGUGGGAGUAGUUCUAAGGUAAAAAUUGUGCAUCCAUGAGGCGUAAUUACAAAAUAAUAAAAAAUCAUAUCAA
Chrysemys picta bellii (western painted turtle) is the source of this 888-nucleotide messenger RNA. It is a transcript of the gene MRPL34, whose product is annotated as mitochondrial ribosomal protein L34. Gene Ontology annotation, biological process: translation. Gene Ontology annotation, cellular component: mitochondrial large ribosomal subunit; ribosome. The record is from RefSeq and is a predicted model, not a curated record. Gene Ontology annotation, molecular function: structural constituent of ribosome. Lineage: Eukaryota; Metazoa; Chordata; Testudines; Emydidae.